Messenger RNA from Echinostoma caproni, 438 nucleotides. The record is from the annotation of a GenBank genome assembly. Lineage: Eukaryota; Metazoa; Platyhelminthes; Trematoda; Plagiorchiida; Echinostomatidae.
ACGAUUUUGUUAGAUCUAUGCACCGAACAAGCUUCCAUGCUUUCGGUACGGCUUCUACAUUUCCCCAAUAAACAUCCUUCGAGCGAUUACCUGUUCUGCUCGUAUGGUCAGUUGCUCGGUGCCAACUUUCCAUCCCACUGGAUCGGAUGUAAUCUGAGUUUGAUCUAUAAAACUGAUCAGGAUGGCUACAGCCUCAACACGCUCUAUCGGAAAUCACAACACACCCAAGGUGGCGUACUGUUAGUCAUACGGGACACAAUGGGUACUGUCUUUGGUGCGAUUCUAUCCGAGGGGAUUCAUUGCAGCAAGCAUUUUUACGGGACCGGGGAGACGUGUGUGUUUCAAUGGGCUCCCAUGUUCAAGGUUUGUGCGAACCACCAUUCACUCGAUCGGUUUCGCUGUCCUUACCGCUCAUCAGACAUCCUUGUCUGGAAGGGU